GAGCCAACAGAGCUCACCUGUACCUCCUGUUCAAGCAGAAUAUGAGCACGGAGAUCGCCAGCCGGCAUUCAUGGAACCACAUGCACGUCAUGGAUCGAGUCUGCAAAUUGACGCGCCACAAAUGCAUCAGAGCCAAGAAAGCAUGCGAGUACCUCUUGUUCAAGCUAGAUAUGAGCACGGAGAUCGCCAGCCGGCAUUCAUGGAACCACAUGCACGUCAUGGAUCGAGUCUGCAAAUUGACGCGCCACAAAUGCAACAGAGCCAAGAAAGCAUGCGAGUACCUCUUGUUGAAGCUAGAUAUGAGCACGGAAACUGCCAGCCGGCAUUCGUGGAACCACACGCACGUCGUGGAUCGAGUCUGCAAAUUGACGCACCAGUAAUGUUCCCAGAUGUCCAGAAUCGUGACAGAACGUACUGCACCUUGACUCCUUCAAACCAAAGCACGACGUUCCCACCACUGCAAGAGAGGCCUCCUGCCUUGCGUGCUCCGCAAAGUCAAGAAAAAAUUCUGAAAGAGUUGGAACGAAUUCGACUGCAAAAUGAAACCAUCAUUCAAAUGUUGACUGCUAUAGUUCCAAGGCACACAGACCAACUGGGCAACUUUACAUUCCCGUUAAGUAGUCGGGAAGAUGUUUCAUCUCUUGAAGAUCAACUUGCAAGUAGCAUGGAGCUCAGACGAGAACUGGUUAAGCGUUUGGCAGCCAUUGGUGGUGGAACGACUGGUCAGGCGGUGCGAGCUCAACUGAGAUUCAUUUUUGAAGACUCCCUGGCCUCUCUGUAUAGUUACACUGGAUGGAAAGCAAAAGAGAAUUUCUCCCACCUACAUCUCUGCGAUAUUAUUAAAGAAGCGGUAAAGCUGAACCACCGCACUCGUGCUUCUGACGAUGAAAUAAAGGGCUUCAUAACGAUCUGGCUCAAGAACGCGAAGAUACGGCAGGGUAAGAGGGCUGGCUAAGCUGUGUGGCCCACCCAAGAACCAGAAAGUGUCUUCCAGUUUGCUAUCCAGCGACAUUUUUUUUUUUUAACAGCCACCAGAGCUCAAGGAGUCAUGGUCGACACUUGGUGGGAAUGUCCCUUAAAUCUAAGUAACUCAUCAGACAUUUUUUAAAAAUAAUAUUGCUUCUUCUACAUGGAUGUUGGUGUGCUGCCUACUGCUGUACUACAGAAUGCUGAUAAACAAAGGUCAAGAUCCAUUGGCUGCAAUGCUGACUUUUUGAUGAGACUAGCACCAUACACAAAAUUGGCAGUUUUUCACUUGGCUUGCCACACCCCCGUGCAUAAAAAAAGCUAUUGAUAUUCUCGUGCUUUCACAAAUUUACUGUUACUUUUAUACUUAUUAGUACAUUGAAAUAGCAGUGUUCUUGUUAAAUUCUUUGUAAUUUUAACAUUAUAUGUGUUUUAUUGUGUCUAGUGUAUUCCUUUACAGGAAAAAGUUGCGCUAAUAAAGAAAGGACACCACAAAGAAGGAACACUUGCAAACUACCAACUGUUCUAUUGACUGUAGAUCGUCGGUUAAAUAGGGAAACCGAACAUAGCUGCGCUGACGCGCCAAGGAACCUCACAUGCUAGCGCACCUUAUUCAUCUUAAAGGACACUUUUGCACCAUAGAGCAAUAUCGAGGCCUCAUUUACACAGCUAUCACUUUUCAUGUUAAUGAAGAACGCUUCCAAAACCUCACGAGCACACGUGUUUCUGCUAUGACCCAGUAUCUUAGCAGAAACACGUGUGCUCGUGAGGUUUAGGAAGCAUUCUUCAUUAACAUGAAGAGUGACAGCUGUGUAAGUGAGGCCUCGAUAUCGCUCUACGGUGCAGAAGUGUUCUUUUUUUAUGAAUAAGGUGCGUGAUGUUCCUUGGUGCAUCUGUGCAGCUUUGUUCGGUUUCCCUAUUUAACCGAUGAUCUACAGUUAAUAAAACAGUUGGUAGUUUGUGCUCGACCUGUUUAGGUGUUCCUUCUUUGUGGUGUCUUUUCUUAAUUAACGCAAUUUUUUCCUGUAAAGAAUGAACCAACU
Rhipicephalus sanguineus (brown dog tick) is the source of this 2009-nucleotide messenger RNA. RefSeq lists its product as uncharacterized. Bases 71 to 955 code for a protein of 294 amino acids. Lineage: Eukaryota; Metazoa; Arthropoda; Arachnida; Ixodida; Ixodidae. The transcript has 15 exons. The record is from RefSeq and is a predicted model, not a curated record.